AUGGCGUCCGACGUGCGAGCGUGCUUUGGUGCGCACAUCCUAGACGACGAUUUUGCCAAAUCGAAGCGUGAGGAGUAUGAUGCUAGUGGACCGUACCACCAUUCUGUGAUCCAGGGUCUUAUCGACGAGGACCUAUUGCGGCGUGCGCGCACGGAGAUUGUUGAGGAGCUCCACUUUACCGAGAAGGAGACCGAUAUCUACAAGGUGAACCAGACGGGCGAUCUGGCGAACCUGGACGGUCUGCCGGAAGAGGAGGCCAAGCGUCUGAAGUCGCUACUCCAGCUCCGUAAUGCCCUAUACUCGGAUGAAUUCCGCGACUGGGUACGUAAGGUGACUGGGUGUGGUCCGCUGAGUGCCAAGAAGAAGGACAUGAGUAUCAACGACUACAGCCACGGAUGCCACCUUCUGAACCACGACGAUGUCAUUUCGACGCGCCGCGUGUCCUACAUCCUGUACUUGCCGGACCCUGCUACGCCAUGGACGCCCGACUUUGGCGGCUCUCUGGAGCUGUACCCCGUCAAAGAGCCGCAUGUGCCUGAGUCGGUGCCAUCGCAUGUGGUCCCCGUGCAGUGGAACCAGUUUACGUUCUUCGAGGUUCAACCGGGCCACUCGUUCCACAGCGUGGAAGAGGUAGUGCACCCGACCCACUCGCGCCUUAGCUUGUCCGGCUGGUUCCACCGCUUGCAGCCUGAUGAGCCUGGCUUUUCCCAAGAAGAGGAGGACCGGGAGCUCAAGGCAGAGCGCGAGUUCAGCUCGGUGGGUAGCCUGACGUCGAAGAAGUUCAUGGACGCAUUUGAAGAGUACGACGAAGACAAGUUCGGUGGCCCGCCGCUGCCAGGCUCGCCCAUGUCCUCGGAACAUGUCCGUUUUCUCGCACACUUUUUGAACCCGGCAUACCUCACAUCCAAGAUCCAGUCGACGCUCUUUGAGAAGUUUGGUGACGAGUCGCACUUGCUUCUUGCCGACUUUUUGCGCCAGGAUGUGGCGGAGCAGGUGGAGAAGGUGCUGCGUGCCAAAGACGAGGAGGAUGGUCUCGUCUGGUGGAUGUCGGGCGCGGAGCGCGUCGGCUUCGACACAGUACGCAUCCAGCCGCACGGCGUCGGCACGUCUCUGGCUCAGACGCCUAGCGCCGAGGACCAGCGCUGGACGCUGCAUGGCCCGCCGCACCGCGAGCGUUUCGCGACGCUCAAAGUGGCAUGCACGCCAAAGAAUGCACCGGCCGUGGACUAUGCAUCCAAGGCUUCGCCGCUGUCGCCCGUCCCAUCGAGCCCGGCCGACCUGCUGGAGAUCCUUACGCACCAGCUCUUCCCUUCGGCGGCGUUCCGCCAUCUCGUGGCGAAUCUCACGCAGCUGAUCCCGAUGGCCGCGCGCCCGAUUCGUGUGCGCCGUUUCCGCCCGGGCUUGGACUACACCUUGGCGCGCUCGGACGACGAGGCCGUGAUGGAUCUUACGCUGACACUGACGCCCGAUGUUAUUAAGCGGGCUAGGCAGGCCGUGAAGAAGACGGUGCGCCCUCAGGGCCUGGGCGCCAAGAAAAAGGCGCCCGCGCUUGACAGCCUGCAGAAAGGCGUUUUGAGCAAGGCCGAUAAGGACAAGCUCGAGGAGAUGUGGGACCGCGGCGACAUUGGCGGCUGGGAGUGCUACCUGGCGCCGCACGAGGGCGAGGAAGACCCGGCCGUAUACCAAAGUGCUGCCUCGCGGCGCGCGCAGCGCGAGAAGGAGGCGAUGGACGAGGGCGAGGCCGAGGCUGCGGAGGCCGACGAGGCCGAAGACGACGACGAAGAUAUGGACGAGGACGACGACUUUGACGGCGUGCUACUCAAUGUGACGCCUGCGUUUAAUACGCUGAACGUCGUGCUGCGUGACGAGGGCGUGAUGCGCUUCGUCAAGUACCUCGGCGCGAGUGCGGGCGGCAGCCGCUGGGACAUUUCUGCCGAGUAUACGGUCGGCGCCGCCGAGAUUGAGGGGAUGGACGAGGCACCUUAA
Malassezia sympodialis ATCC 42132 is the source of this 1986-nucleotide messenger RNA. RefSeq names its product oxidative DNA demethylase (gene TPA1). Gene Ontology annotation, cellular component: cytoplasm. The record is from RefSeq and is a predicted model, not a curated record. Gene Ontology annotation, molecular function: iron ion binding; L-ascorbic acid binding; peptidyl-proline dioxygenase activity. NCBI's taxonomy places the organism in Eukaryota, Fungi, Basidiomycota, Malasseziomycetes, Malasseziales, Malasseziaceae. Gene Ontology annotation, biological process: regulation of translational termination; peptidyl-proline hydroxylation.